This is a messenger RNA of Cylas formicarius (sweet potato weevil), 828 nucleotides long. RefSeq lists its product as uncharacterized. NCBI's taxonomy places the organism in Eukaryota, Metazoa, Arthropoda, Insecta, Coleoptera, Brentidae. The record is from RefSeq and is a predicted model, not a curated record. Bases 1 to 828 code for a protein of 275 amino acids. The transcript has 3 exons.
AUGUCCAUGGGGGCCCACAUCAGAGCCGUAACAAAAAAGGCCAACAAGGCCUUGAACAGCAUCAGUCGCCUUCUACCAAAAGUGAAUGGGCCCCGUGAAAGCACCAGGAGGAUAUUAUGCUCAGUAGUGACUUCAAUACUACUAUAUGGCGCCUCAAUAUGGGAGCAAGCAGUUGAGAAGAAAGUCUAUAAAAGGAUUCUGAGUAGUGUUCAAAGGAGGGUAGCCAUAAGAGUCUCCGAAGCAUACAGAACAACUUCCAAUAAGGCACUUAUUAUGGUGAUAGCUAGGAUCCCACCUAUUAAUCUUCUAGUUAAGUGCAGAGCCCGUAUAGAGAUAGAUGGACCAGACGCUAAAACGGAAGCACAAAACACGAUGAUGUUAUGCUGGCAAGAGGAAUGGGACAUGGCCUACUUCAAACGUUUCAAUCUGGCCGAAACCGAGGAGUGCCUUUAUUGCAUAAACGUGGAUACGGUUGAACACACUCUAUUUUUCGGCCCAAGAUGGAACAUGCAGCGGGAUAUAGCAGAGCAAAUACUCGGUCACAUAAGCCCAGACAACCUAAUAGAAAAAAUGUUAGUCACCGACAAAUUGGGACCACUCAAUAGGAGACCGAAAGAUCAUAGGGAAGAUCAUAGGGCGCGUCCGGACGACACUCCAUCUGAAGUAAUGCUGACGCAGUUCCAGAUGGAGGGCACACUGUUUUGUCGUCAAGAGAGGAAGUGUGAGUACGCUCACACUGGGUUUACACGGUCGGCUGUUGCCAACCCGUCGUCGCCAAGGGGACACACCAUCCAUCCCCAGGGUGUUGAGACGCCCAGAACGGUCUGA